AGUUUGCAACCAGCGCCACUUGCCGCCAAAUUACUAUUUACAAGGGGCGGAACAGCAGCGGGAACUGCAACUUCCAGAAUGCAGCGCGGAACUUCCGGUUUCCGGCGAAGGGACUGGAGGAGAAAGAGAGAGCGUGAAAGAGAGAGGAUGUCUCUCUCAGACUGGCACCUGGCAGUGAAACUGGCUGACCAGCCACUUGCCCCAAAGUCUAUUCUUCAGUUGCCAGAGACAGAGCUGGGAGAAUAUUCACUGGGGGGCUAUAGUAUUUCAUUUCUGAAGCAGCUCAUUGCUGGCAAACUCCAGGAGUCAGUUCCAGACCCUGAGCUAAUUGAUCUGAUCUACUGUGGCCGGAAGCUAAAAGACGACCAGACUCUUGACUUCUAUGGCAUUCAACCUGGAUCCACAGUCCACGUUCUGCGCAAGUCCUGGCCUGAGCCUGAUCAGAAACCUGAACCUGUGGACAAAGUGGCUGCCCUGCGGGAGUUCCGGGUGCUGCACACUGCCUUGCACAGCAGCUCCUCCUACCGGGAGGCGGUCUUUAAGAUGCUCAGCAAUAAGGAGUCUCUGGAUCAGAUCAUUGUGGCCACCCCAGGCCUCAGCAGUGACCCCAUUGCUCUCGGGGUUCUCCAGGACAAGGACCUUUUCUCUGUCUUUGCUGAUCCCAACAUGCUUGAUACGUUGGUACCUGCUCAUCCGGCCCUAGUCAAUGCCAUUGUCCUGGUUUUGCACUCGGUGGCCGGCAGCACGCCGCUACCGGGGGCUGACUCCUCUUCCCGGAGCACGCCCUCCAGCUCCUACCGGGACAUGCCAGGUGGCUUCCUCUUUGAAGGGCUCUCUGACGAUGAGGAUGACUUUCACCCAAGGGCCAGGUCCACGCCCUCUAGCAGCACCCCCAGCUCCCGCCCGGCCUCCCUGGGGUACAGUGGAGCUGCUGGACCCCGGCCCAUCACCCAGAGCGAGCUGGCCACUGCCCUGGCCCUGGCCAGCACUCCAGAGAGCAGCUCUCACACACCGACUCCAGGCACCCAGGGCCAUUCCUCUGGGACCUCACCAAUGUCCUCUGGUGUCCAGUCAGGGACACCCAUCACCAAUGACCUCUUCAGCCAAGCCCUACAGCAUGCCCUGCAGGCCUCUGGGCAGCCCAGCCUUCAGAGCCAGUGGCAGCCUCAGCUGCAGCAGCUGCGCGACAUGGGCAUUCAGGAUGAUGAGCUGAGCCUGCGGGCCCUUCAGGCCACUGGCGGGGACAUCCAAGCAGCUCUGGAGCUCAUCUUUGCCGGAGGAGCCCCAUGAACUCCCCGCUCCUCCUGACCCCCAACAAACUGCCAAGGUGUCUGCCCACGGGAGGCACUCCUGGAGGUGCCCCAUCUCUCCUUUACCCAAUACACCUGACGGUUGACCUUCACUUUGUCCAGUGCCUGGCCUUUCUGGCUGAUCCGCGCUGGUGGGGGCAGUGGGGCAAGUGUGGUGUGUGGGUCUCGGUGCUGUGACAUCGGGGAGCACGACUGGCUCUUGCUGCUGGGCCGUGGCUGGAGAAUGUUAGUCCCAC
Molecule: messenger RNA, 1546 nt
Organism: Pteronotus mesoamericanus
Lineage: Eukaryota; Metazoa; Chordata; Mammalia; Chiroptera; Mormoopidae
Gene: UBL7
Product: ubiquitin like 7
Biological process (GO): ubiquitin-dependent protein catabolic process
Cellular component (GO): cytosol
Molecular function (GO): polyubiquitin modification-dependent protein binding
Source: RefSeq, a predicted model, not a curated record